This is a messenger RNA of Phytophthora infestans T30-4, 799 nucleotides long. RefSeq lists its product as uncharacterized. Gene Ontology annotation, cellular component: nucleus. The transcript is spliced from 9 exons. Gene Ontology annotation, molecular function: mismatched DNA binding; ATP-dependent DNA damage sensor activity; ATP binding. Bases 194 to 799 code for a protein of 201 amino acids. The record is from RefSeq and is a predicted model, not a curated record. Gene Ontology annotation, biological process: mismatch repair; chiasma assembly. Lineage: Eukaryota; Oomycota; Peronosporomycetes; Peronosporales; Peronosporaceae.
CACGGGACACAAUGGAUCGGGCAAAUCCGUGUAUUUGAAAAUGGUUGGCCUUCUCCAAUACAUGACGCAAAUUGGGUCUUUUGUUCCAGCAGAGAAAGCGGAGAUCGGACUGGUUACGAAAGUCUUCACCAGAAUACAGAGUAUGGAAUCCGCGACAGUGUCCCAAAGCUCGUUUACAAUCGACUGCAAUCAGAUGGCGUGGAUGCUAAACCACGGAGAUGGCCACUCGCUGUUCUUGAUCGAUGAGUUUGGAAAAGGAACGGCGGAACUCGACGGAAUUGCUUUGCUCAGUUCGUUUAUCAACUAUCUAGCCAGAAAGCGCUUUACAGCGGGUAGACCACGCGUUGUGUUGACAACCCACUUUCUGGACAUAUUUCGGAAAGAUCUAAUUGUGCCAGAACUGGUAGUCGACCCAUCCCUUACUCAGAAUGGAGAUGAAAGCUCGUCCGAUACAGCUCGUGUUGUUUGCACCGUCAUGGCGUCGACGGACGUGCCAAAAUCAUAUUCUGCAACGUCAAACGCUGUUCCGCUAUACGAACUUCGGCGUGGUAUCUCGAGUCACAGCAAUGCUCUAGCUUGCGCGGCAAAGUGCGGAAUACAGCAAAAACUGGUUGAGCGAGCACAAGCAGUAUUGGAUUGCUUUAGGUGCGGGGUGACAGCUUCGUCUCGGUGGCAGUCCGCAGGACCAUCACCUGAGCUGCAUCUCUCUAUGUUAUUCUCGUCGAUUGGUGACUGGCAAACAGCAGGUGAUGACACGGUAUCCAAGCUCUUAGCGAUUGCACGGAUGGGCACCCAGUGA